CCCAUUGGGUCUUUGGAGCCUGCCAGGAGUGAGGUCUGAGCGCAGAGCCAGGAGUAACCUCUGAGCGCAGCAGUGACCCCAAAAUCAAAAAGGGGGUGCAAAAAGAACCCCUUUGUCCCGGCCCGCCUCUGCGGGCUCUCCUGCCCCGGCACCCGGAACCUUGGGCGAGCGGAACCUCGGUUGGAGCGCAGGCGCGACGGACCCGGAGGGCCAUGGAGGGGACGCGCGGGCUGCGGGCCGAAGCCGACGAGGAAGAGGAGGAGGAGGAGGAGGAAGAGUUGGAGGAAGAGGCGGGGGCCUCCAUGGCGGCGGCGGGGGGCGCGGGGCCGGCCGUGCUGCAAGUGGCCGGACUCUACCGGGGCCUGUGCGCCGUGCGCAGCCGCGCCCUCGGCCUGGGGUUCGUGUCCCCCGCGCAGCUGCGCGUCUUCCCGGUGCGCCCCGGCUCGAGCCGCAGCCCCGGGGGCUCCGACGACGGCGGGGUGGGGGCCGAGCUCGAGGCCAACCCCUUCUACGACCGCUACCGGGACAAGAUCCAGCAGCUGCGCAGGUCUGACCCAGCUGCUUUUGAAUCCCGACUGGAGAAACGUAGUGAGUUUCGGAAGCAGCCAGUGGGGCACUCCAAGCAAGGUGACUUCAUCAAAUGUAUGGAACAGAAGGCUGAUGCCUCGGGGAAACAAUCUAUGAGCAGAGGAUUCACUAAGGACAAGACUCUCAGUUCAAUCUUUAACAUUGAAAUGGUUAAAGAUAAGACAGCAGAAGAAAUAAAACAGAUUUGGCAGCAGUAUUUUGCAGCAAAAGAUACAGUCUUUGCCGUUAUUCCUAAAGAGAAGUUUGAUUUGAUCUGGAACCGGGCUCAGUCCUGUCCAACAUUUCUGUGUGCACUACCAAGAAGGGAAGGUUAUGAGUUCUAUGUCGGGCAGUGGACAGGUACUGAGCUCCACUUCACUGCACUUAUAAAUAUUCAGACCCGAGGGGAAGCGGCAGCCAGCCAGCUGAUUUUAUAUCACUACCCUGAACUGAAGGAAGAAAAGGGCAUAGUGCUAAUGACUGCAGAAAUGGAUUCCACAUUUCUGAAUGUUGCUGAGGCACAGUGCAUUGCCAACCAAGUUCAGCUCUUCUAUGCCACUAGUCGGAAAGAGACCUAUGGGUUGGUGGAGACUUUUAACUUCAGACCGAAUGAGUUCAAAUAUAUGUCUGUCAUCGCUGAACUGGAGCAGAGUGGGCUUGGAGCACAACUAAAAAGUGCUCAGAACCAGGAGAAGACUUAGAGCCGUAAGGGUUUACUUUCAGAGUCUGCCCACCUUGGACAGUGUAGAGCCCUUUGACUUCUCUGGAAGGAGCUCAGCAUCUCUCAUGAACAAUCUCUAAUGAGUCAUCAUGGAGGCCAUUACUUGAUAUUCAGGAAUGAAGGUACCCAGACAUUCUGAUAAUGAUCUUCCCAUAUAUCUGAGGUUUCCCUUGAGUGUUUAAGGUUAUAACCAGAAACAGCCAAGGAUCCAUAGGAUCCAUAGGAUGAUCUUUUUUCAUGUGAUAGUGCAUUUGCAUUCUGGCCAUGUUGACUGUGCCCGCUUUCAUGUGACUAGUUCUUUAUCUUCAUAAAUAUGUGACAGGAUAAAUAAGCUUGAAGGCUUGCUUUAGUUAGAUCUAGCUUCCCUGUCCCUUCCUGUGCACCACUUGGCUGGCCCAAGACAUCAUUCAAGUAACCUUAAAUCCUAGACUAACCAGAUAUUGCCUCAGGAUUGAGACUUCACCUAGAUUUCCCCUCAUAGUUGCCUUUACGGUAACUAUUUUGGAGUAUCCAUAGAUUUCAGGUUUAGUUACACACAUAGGUACAGCAUCUGCAUAUUUUUAAACCAUAAUUGUGAUACCCCCUCCACUGAUUCUACUAUUAGAAGCUGUGUAUUGGAUGGGAGGCAGAUUAGUGCAGUAUAAAUAAAUCAGUGCAUCUAUACAAAAAAAAAAAAAAUCCAUCCAGGUGUGCAUGCUUUUUUUUUUAAAUCAGAAAUUGUGCCAAUACUGUAUUUUUUAAGUGAGUGGAAAUAAAUGCUCACAGGUUGAAAGUGGGGAGAACAUAGCAAUAAAAAAUUAAGGCUGACUUAUCAUUUUUCUUACAUGACAUAAUAAAAAUCUAAAGUAUCAA
Messenger RNA from Suncus etruscus (white-toothed pygmy shrew), 2140 nucleotides. It is a transcript of the gene ATPAF1, whose product is annotated as ATP synthase mitochondrial F1 complex assembly factor 1. Gene Ontology annotation, cellular component: mitochondrion. The record is from RefSeq and is a predicted model, not a curated record. NCBI's taxonomy places the organism in Eukaryota, Metazoa, Chordata, Mammalia, Eulipotyphla, Soricidae. The transcript is spliced from 9 exons. The coding region runs from base 213 to 1268 and encodes 351 amino acids. Gene Ontology annotation, biological process: mitochondrial proton-transporting ATP synthase complex assembly.